CCACCCCUGAAGCCAAAGCAGGAAGGAGGUGGGGCCUCGGUGGAGGCGGCCUAGGAGGUCUCAGAUCCCGAGGGGGGGGGCUUUCCUAAAGCAAAGCCGGUGAGAAGAAUGGAGCCCUGGCGCCACCGCCCAAGAGACCCAAUGGGGUGGAUAAGUCCUGAAACCUUCUUCUUCCACUUCCCAAGCCUGCGCUACGCUUUCGGGCGGAACUCCUGCUACCUCUGCUUCCAAGUGGAAAGAGAAGGGGAGGGGCACUCCUCCUAUGACUGGGGGGUCUUUCAAAACAAGGUCUAUUUCGAGGCUCCCUACCACGCAGAAUUCUGCUUCCUCUCUUGGUUCUGUGACCAGGAUCUGUCCCCUGACGAGCAUUACCAUGUCACCUGGUUCUUAUCCUGGAGCCCCUGCCCCACCUGUGCAGAGGAGGUGGUCAGAUUCCUGAGGGAAUACAGGAACGUGACGCUGAGCAUCUUCACCGCCCGCCUCUACUACUUCUGGCGCCCAGAUUUCCAGGACGGGCUUUACAGGCUAUGGUCUGCAGGGGUCCACCUGGACGUCAUGUCUUUUGAAGAUUAUGAAUACUGUUGGGACACCUUUGUGGACCACAAUGGGAUGCGCUUCCAGAGUCGGGAUCUAUUAAGAGAUAAUGAUUUCCUGGCCACAGAGCUUGAGAAUAUUCUUAGAACCACAAUGAAUCCACUACAACAAGAAAUAUUCUUCUAUCAGUUCGGCAACCAGCCCCGGGCCCCAAAGCCCUACCACCGGAGGAAGACCUACUUGUGCUACCAGCUGAAGCCACAUGACGGCUCCGUAACUGCCAAAGCCUGCCUUCAAAACAAGAAGAAGCGCCAUGCAGAAAUUCGCUUUAUUGACAGUAUCAUGGCACUAAAACUGGAAAAAGACCAGAGAUUUGAAAUCACCUGCUAUGUCACGUGGAGCCCCUGCCCCACCUGUGCGAAGGAACUGGUUGCAUUUGCCAGAAAACACAGCCACAUCAGCCUGCGGCUCUUUGCCUCCCGCCUGUAUUUCCACUGGCUCCAGGAGAAUAAGCAGGGGCUGAAGCAACUGCACGCAUCCGGGAUCCCAGUGGCUGUCAUGAGCUCCCUGGAGUUUGAGGACUGCUGGAGGGAGUUUGUGGACAACCAGGGCAAGCCUUUCCAGCCCUGGAACAAGCUGGAACAGUACAGUAAAAACAUAACCCGUCGGCUCCGGAAGAUCCUCAAGCAGCAGCCACAGAAUGAUUUAGAGAAUGAAUUCAGAAAUUUGCAUCUUUGAUGACCAUCAAUCGCCUACCCCCCACCCCCCCAUCCCCCCCACCCCUCCCUGUCCCUGGAGCAUCUCAAUGCUUCAUAAACUGCUGACUUUUAGGAGCAACUUGUGAGUUCCACAGGCACACCUGAGCCUCCCCCGAGUCCAGAAAACCUUCUUUGCCUCCUUCAUUCUUUUGUUCCUCUUUUUUUUUUUAAAUAAGUGGAUAUGUAUUUUUAUAACUGAAAAGAUAAAAAUAAUUUUUAGGUCUGUAAAACGUGGGUUAUUUUCUAAAAGGGAGAUCAGGACUUUCCCUCACAAAAAUAUGAGUAUAAAGGACUUUUUAUCCUACUGCACCAAGAAAAAAAUGUAUUUGAGAAUUCCCUCUAAAGUCUAGAACAGUUGGAUCAUUUUGUCAUCCCAAUAUUCUCUGUUCCUUCUGAGUAUCUACUGUGUGUCUAAAUAAAUAAGAUAAAACUGUUGA
Messenger RNA from Callorhinus ursinus (northern fur seal), 1729 nucleotides. NCBI's taxonomy places the organism in Eukaryota, Metazoa, Chordata, Mammalia, Carnivora, Otariidae. The record is from RefSeq and is a predicted model, not a curated record.